AUGGGGAAAGCCGGACGCGUCGCGUGUAUCUUCACGCCUUAUGUGCUUACGAUCGCAUCUCUGAUCUGUAUUAUUAUGGUCGGAUUGGGCUGCACCAAGGCCAGCUCCAGCACAUUGAAUAACCUGUACUUCAUUCGGCUCGACAUCCAGAACAUCAGCAGUGCCGGGUCCAAAACAACGACGGAAAUCGAGAACAUCCUCAGCGAGCAUGGAAUCACCAGCGUCACCGCGAACGAUGUGUCGGACGUCCUGAGCAAGCUCCAGGAUGACAGCACCCUGAAGGACUUCUACUCCAUCGGUCUCUGGGGUCACUGCGAUGGAGACAUCUCGAACAACAAAUACACCACCGACUCAUGCUCCAAACCCAAGAGCGAGUACUACUUCGACCCGCUCCAGGUCUGGGGCCUGGACAACGACGCCGUAAAGGAUGAGCUGCCCGACGACUACGCCAAGAUCAUGAAUAUCUACAAGGCCGUCUCCAAGUGGAUGUUCAUCGCCUACGUUCUCGCCUUCGUCACCACCAUCGUGGAGAUCCUGGUCGGCAUCUUCGCCAUCUGCAGUCGCUGGGGAAGCUGUGUCACCACCCUCUUCGCCGUCCUCGCCUUCCUGUUCAUCACCGCCGCCUCCAUCACCGCGACCGUCCUCUUCUCCAUCGUGGACUCGACCGCCGGCGGCCUUCUUGACGCCUACGGCAUUACCUUCUCCAUGGGCAAGAACAUGUACGCCGCCACCUGGCUCGCCGUCGUCUUCUCCCUCGCCGGUACCCUCUUCUGGCUCUUCAGCGUGUGCUGCUGCUCCGGCCGCUCGCCCUACAACCACAAGGGCCGUGAACGCCGCGGCGCGGGCAUGGCCGCCGAGAAGGCUCCCUACACGUACGAGCCCCUCGGCGCCGGUGCCGUGCCCUACGGCCACCAGCACACCACCUCGUACCCGCCUCCCGCUGCGAACGAGUACCCCAUGACCAACGCCAAUCACAAUGGUCACACCAACGCAUACGAACCCUUCCGCCACGUCUGA
This is a messenger RNA of Penicillium cinerascens, 1017 nucleotides long. Its product is annotated as SUR7/PalI family protein. NCBI's taxonomy places the organism in Eukaryota, Fungi, Ascomycota, Eurotiomycetes, Eurotiales, Aspergillaceae. Gene Ontology annotation, biological process: fungal-type cell wall organization. The transcript is spliced from 2 exons. Gene Ontology annotation, cellular component: cell cortex of cell tip; plasma membrane. Bases 1 to 1017 code for a protein of 338 amino acids. The record is from RefSeq and is a predicted model, not a curated record.